AUGCAAGGUGCCUUCCACUGCUUGAUUCUGCUCUUAGCAUCUUCCCCGCUCUGCCAAAGCCGAUUCCUGAAGAGGCAUGCUGAGGAAUUGGCGGUGCAUGACCAGGAAACGUGCUCUCCUCUCAGAAACCAUGAGACGUACUCCUCAGUUAGCGUAAUGGUGGGCACGCCGCCUCAGAGCUUUGACCUGGUAGCGGACACAGGCAGCAACAACUGCAUCGUGAUGGACUGCCAGUGUGCCCAAUGUCCACAGGAUUGGGGAAAGUGCUUUACAGGAAAGUCCAAGACUUUCGACCUGCCGAAGUACAAGUCGAAGGAUCCGCUGCUCGGCUCCAAGAAUCAAUUCCUGCCGGCUUCCAUGCUGCUGACCUUCGGAAGUGGCCAGAUUGCUGCCCAUGUUGCAUCUGACGAGGUUCGUGUCGGUCACACAAGCGCCUUCAUGAAGAAUGGCUUGCUGCUGAUGGUGCCCUGGUUGAGCCGAGAGGUGUCACAGGAUGUCGACCAGGCGCUGCGCCUCCAAGGACCCUUCGAGGGCAUCCUGGGAUUGGGGCGACCCGAGGUCAAAACGAGUGGCGCAGUCAACCACACAGCGGGGGAGCUCGACAUCCGCGUCCCAGGUUAUGCCGAGGCUGCUGGUGUCCAGCGCUUCUCCAUGUGCUUCAACAAGGAGGCAGAUGGCGUGCUAGGCUUGCACACCCCAGAGCCUGUCACGCGUUUGGAGUCGGUAGGUCAGAUCCACUGGGGAGUUGAUUUCCACGGCAUCUCCAUUGGUGAGGGCCAGACCAGGCAGAAGGCCGGAGUGCGACGACGCAGCUUGUGGUUGGAGGUGUCUGGCAGAUGCUGGUGGGGGCAGGUCAAGUUCUGCAACCCCAAGGACAAAAAGCCAGAUCAGGAGUCUGGAGCCAAGGUCAUCAGACAUUUCUAUGCUGAGAGCUGCCGAGACACCAUUCAAGCUGAUACUCGUCCCAGGACUAUCUGUGGUCUCAUUCCGGACAGUGGAACCACAAUGAUCACCGGGCCAGAAAGCCAGCUAGCUGAUCUUUACAUGGACAUUUGCUCCAGCUGGUCACGUUGUCAGAAAGCUUUCGAAGAGGUCAGCAAGGACUUGGCAUGGCUACUUCGAUUUGUUCUUGCUUCAGUCGUGCAAUGCAACCAGUGCUCAUUUCGUCUUCCCUCUUCCUGGGAGUGUUGGCUGCCCUGUGCCCUCCGGCUUCAAGCACCAUUGGAGGAGAUGCACGACUUGCAGGAGCAGGGCAUGCAAGUUGGAGGACUGUCGUUGACACAGCAUGCGACUGUUCCAGAGGAGCUGGCGGAUGCCUUCAAAAAGCUGCAGGACGUCCUGCAAGCAGGUGUGGUCAGGGCAAGAGGGCAACAAGAGCGUUUUCCCCUGACCGAACUGAUUGAAGGGGGCACCUUGGAAGGGGUCCAGGUGGGAAAGCCGGUGGCAAAGCCGAUCCGACUGGCAAUGCUGGCAAUGCUGGCAGUGCUGCUGAUGCCGCCGCUAUCGCUGACAUCCUUGGGGGUGCGGCAGAUGCAGAAGGCCAACGUCUUCCUGCUGCUGCUAGAGCACUGUGCAGACUGGGCCGAGGGAGUGGACUUGGACAAGGAGCUUCCCAAGUUGAACUUCCACGUUGCCGGCCUGAACGGGGCAGAAACGGAGCUCUCACUUCGCCCGAAGACCUACAUCAUGACUGCGACGGCUGAAAUCAAAGUGCCGGAGAUCAAAACACUUGGCGGGUGUCUGGUGUGCAUGCCUGCCUUCCAGCCAGCUCCCUUCACCACCAAACUGAACGGAGAGGUGUGGAUCAUGGGCACGCCUCUGUUUUACGAGUACACGGCCCACUAUGACCGGGGCAGCGUGGACGGCAAGGUGAAGCCGAGCAUGGCCUUCACCCACGCGCACGAGCAGCCCUGUGGCAGCUGCCAAGACAAUCGCAUCGUCCGCGAUGCGCAUCCAUCUUUGACGCAGAAGCUUGCAACUGAAGUUGGGGGCGUCUUCAUGUUUGUCCACUCGAAGAAGUCUGAAAAGACCGGUGUCGAGUCCCUCCGCCAGCUGACGAAGGCUCCCAUCGUGCGCAACUUGACGUCCACGCACUCGCUCCUGGCGGGCUGGAAGAAGCCAGGCUGGCGCCCGCCGCUGGCCGAACUGGUGCCCGACCAAGCCGGUGUCUAUGCAUCGAUGGCUCGCCUCUGCACCUUCCCUGGUUCCUCGCGCACGAGACAGCGCGAUCAGCUCAUCCCGGGACUCAUCCCUGUGAAGUUGGUGCUGGAAGGCUUGUGGAAGGGCGCUCAGAACAUGUGCCAAGCAAAGUUCCUGGAGCGUGGCGUUCGAGAGAUGAGCAAGAACGGCCUGCUUCCAGAUGUGAUCAUCUACGGGUCCGCGAUCAAUGCCGUGGAGAAGGUAUGGGCCUGCGAGGGCGACUGGAAGUGCCUGGCCGCCCUUCGUAUGCUGAAGAAGGUUGAGGUCCUCGCGCUUCUUGAAAAGGACUCUGGAGAGUGA
Molecule: messenger RNA, 2499 nt
Organism: Symbiodinium natans
Lineage: Eukaryota; Dinophyceae; Suessiales; Symbiodiniaceae
Source: the annotation of a GenBank genome assembly